UGAAAACCAGCAGUUUUGUAGAUUCUUAACGAAGAGAUGUGCAAGUGGGAGUCAAGGUCGCAUUAUCCCACAUCUGUCAGUUGUACAGGUUCACUAAAGGUUCUUGAUGUGCAAAAGAACAACGAUAUGGUAUUAUUUCCUCGCGUCAAUCGGAAAUUGAUGUCAGUUAACAGUGCAAUGCCCCGAACGACAUGGCAUGAAAUAGGUUUCAAUGACGCAAAAAACCAAUGUGUAUAAGCGUGAUGCGUCUGCAGUCUGUGCAGCCAAAGCACGUAAAGAAGGGCAUGGAAUCUGACAGGAGGUUGGGCUAGGUAAACAUGAAUUGUUUUAUUUUGAUUUAGUGGAGUUUAAAAAGCUGAGUUAGGACAACUUGCAGUGCAGUUUAGGUAUAGCACAACGUCAACGCAGCAUCAUCAUAAUAUGUGUUGAAGACGACACAGAAUACGAGACAAGGAAGAACCACUGUAGUUAAUCAUGCUCUGCGAGCAAUAUUAGUGCUGUCAAAACUCCUUCACACCUGAAGUGUGGAUGCCUCUCACCAGCUUUUCUCCUCAGAACCAGGUAAAACCAUACAUUUGAUAAGGAGUGAGGGCAAGUCAUUCAUAAACAUUUAGAAGAGCAACAAGUACACAGGCUGAAAGAUACUUGCUAAGUAGACAAACUGUUUUAACGAAGAUACUUGCUGCAGCAACCAUGUACUCAGAUUCAGCACGUCGAAAACGCCUUCUGUACCAUUAUGCAAGGCGCCAUACCUCUCCAGCAGUUGGUUUGGAAGAAGAGGAGGAAAUAAUCUUGAGAGAAAAAUGUCUAAAUGUGCAUAAACAGCCUCUGAUACAGGAUUCUGGUCUGUCCUCUUCUAUCGAUACCGAUACAGACACUAACUCUGAACUGGCAGAGAUUGACGAGGACUCGGAUGUCGGUUGUUUGCUUCAAAACAAGGAGGCCGAACGUGCCUCAAGACGCCGGCGAUUUUCUGAAGAACGCAGUCGAACCGUGCCUGCUGAGAUCAUAACUCUGCGAGAAGCCAUUGCAAAAAAGCUUGAAAAAGAAAGAGACAGGACGCAAAGUGCACCCUCUUUUCUUCUGAGCAAAGUUAAAGAGAGAAUCGAAAGACAUAUUUUACAUUCGAGUGAUGGACCCACGUCUGCCGCCAUUUUUGAGGACAGACGGCAGCGCAUGUUAAGCGCGUGUCUUGAUGAACGUUCCGCACAGAAAACGGAUGAAGAUCAGGAAGGAUAUGAUUUAGUUAGUCGGGAAUUUACCUCUACCAAAGGAGGGAAGGGAAUUUCAAUACGAGGUCACAAUUGCAGGCAACAUUACUCUUUUUCUGCAGUCCCAAACCUCAAACAAAAAGACAUUGAAUCAGGAGUGGUGUGUUCGAACGAAGACCUAAGAGCCAUCUUACAAGUGUACAGAAAACCCUCCCUUCAGUACAAACGAACCCAAUCUUUGGACGAAAGGCGUGAAAGUCUGUUCAAGCAGCUUUCGACCCAUUCUGCUCCAUGUAAAAUCGAAGGCGAUUCUCAGGGAUGUUCAGCCGGAUGUUCCAACGCCACAAGUACUGAAGACAUCAUGGGACAUACAGAUCAAAUAGAACUUCUACUGGAAAAUAAAUUGGCAAAUUGUUGCUCCCUUGGGAAAAUUGAACAUCGCAGAAUGCAGACUGAUGGUGGUGAAUUCCAAGAAUCUGGCCUACACACCGGUGAUACGGAAAAGCAAAAUGAACAGAAAUUGGCUAAGGUUCGGGAUGUUACUUACGAUGAUGAUGGAUUAACAUGGGACAUAUACGGAGCUGACUUUGAUGUACAAAUUUUAGGAGAUGCCAUUCAGAGACAUCUGCAUGUUAUGUCUGAUAAAGAAUUACAAUUUGAACACGACAAAAGUGAAGAGUCACAAAACAAUGGAAAGAGAAUUAGACUUCGUAACCUCUGGCAACUGCUGCUUUGUAGGAGACAAAGAACAAGAGUAACAUAAAUCUUGUGACUUAUCUCUAUGGUUACAUGCCAUUUGAGUAUGCUCAGUUUGUCCACUUAACCAAAUUAACAUUUCUUGGUUGUUAUAGUUGGCAAGGGCAAAAAGUUAUUGUAGAGAAUUUAUAUAGGGGAUUUCAAUUAAUUUCCCUGUGACUGUUUCUGUUUUGGCAAAACAUUCCUGGAUUAAAUGGGAAAGAAUGUAGGGGUAAAAUUUUGUAUCUGUUAUAGCAUAUGAUGAUUUAAUCAAAUAUUGCACAUCCUUUCUCAGAAUAUACUGUUUACUAGACAGCUGUUGCUAGGUCAAGUCUUAUCGGCAUAGAUAAGGCCAUGACAGAACGUCCUUUAGGCUAACUAGCACUCGGCGAAGCACGUUUUUUAGCUUUGAUAAUCACGCAGAGAAAGAUAAUUGUCCAUCACAUGUUAUUCCCCGCCGCACAUUUUGUUGGCACUCAUUUAUUUGCACCCACGUAAAAGGAGAUGUGUCUUUUCUCGGGAAGGUCUUUACUAACGUAGACCUUGGGGGCUUGUGAGUUAACACAGGAUUUUUUUUCUUAACUGGGGCCUAUUAUUUUCCAGCACCUUCAACCUUUCAAGUACAGUACGUAGAUCUGGGUGUUGUGGAUAGCAUUGCAUUCUCUGGCAUAACCUUUAGCCAUAGAAAGGGACACUUUUUUAUUUAGACACGAGAGAUGUAUUAGACUGUCGAGGGUCAUCUUGCGCCCUUUUAAAAAUAAAUGAAUAAGUGCAGUGCAAUGAUCAGUGACAAUCAACUACCCUUGUCACUUCAUGUAACUUAUUGACGACGUUACUAAGUUGAGUUUUAUCUUUUUGUGAGAGCCCCAGUUUUGGGAAAACGGAAUAUCUGCUGUAAAUAACUUUUAACAUUUCAAUAUUGGCAUUUAUGAAGUGUUGUUUUUACCCAUAUUAUAUCACUUGUCUUUAUUUCACUUUUCAACCGAUAUUUUAUGUCUUAAUAUACGGAAAUAAA
Messenger RNA from Lingula anatina, 2961 nucleotides. RefSeq lists its product as uncharacterized. Gene Ontology annotation, biological process: neuron projection development. Lineage: Eukaryota; Metazoa; Brachiopoda; Lingulata; Lingulida; Lingulidae. Gene Ontology annotation, cellular component: plasma membrane. The record is from RefSeq and is a predicted model, not a curated record.